AUGGCGACCGACAGCAUUCCUACCCUCGCCAUUCCCGGCACAGUCUUGGGCCCUACCAGCAAGUACGCUCCUGGCCCGGGCACGCACGUAUAUGGAGGCAAUGUCGUGUCCUCGCUGCUGGGCAACGUCUCCGUCACAGCGCCGGCCAAGGCUCCUGGCCCGGUCAAGCGAUUGAACAAGAUCACGGCUCCCACUGCCGAGGAGCUGUCGACCAUCUCUGUCGUCAGGCGCGGCCGCAAGCGAGAGGUUCUGCCAGACGUCGGCAACAUCGUCCUGGCGCGCGUGGUCCGUCUCAUGCCGAAGCAGGCCAUUGUAGUCAUCCAGCAGGUCGGCAGCACGGUUCUUCAGACGGAGUGGCAGGGCGUGAUACGGGUGCAGGAUGUGAGGGCAACGGAGCAAGACAAGGUUAAGAUCCACGAGUCAUUCAAGCCUGGCGAUAUUGUUCGGGCCCAAGUGAUCUCCUUGGGCGACCAAGCCAACUAUUACCUCUCUACGGCAGCAAACGAGCUCGGUGUCAUCAUGGCCACCAGUGACGCAGGCAAUGACAUGGUUCCCAUCAGCUGGAAGGAGUUCAGGGAUCCCGAGACGGGAGUGAGCGAGCCGCGAAAACUUCACGAUCAAGGCGACGUCUCAUGGGCACGUCUUACCCUUUCUUAUCCUGCAUUCACUACAUACGAAAGUGUUGUCAUACAUACGUCGUCAUACAAGCAGCUGCUGCUUGGGCUUGUCUGGAUGGGCAUGAAUCCCGCUUCUUCAACACGAGUACUAACAAAAACAACAGCCCGUCAAAAAAUCCCUAACCCACAUCGACAGCUACAAAGUCGCCAAGCCAUGUCGUCCACAAUGGUCAUCACGGCCGCCUCCAAGACGACCUCGCUCUUCGUCGACCCCAGCCCAUCAUGCUGCCCCAGCUGCGGCUUCCUCAUCCCUCCGCAGAACGAGCCUCCGUCCAUGCAGCUCCUCGACGCCCAGGCCCGCAUCGCAGAGCUCGAGUCCCAAGUCUUCCAGCUCAACCAAAAGGCCGCCGCCGCCGUCCAGCGCUGGACAGAAUACGAGGCCGAGCUGACCAAGUUGCGGGCGAAGCUCGCCUCCUCGUCCUCGUCCUCGUCGUCCUCAUCAUCCUCGUCCACUUCAUCAUCAUCGACCACCGACCCCGCCACCGGCCAGAGCCCCUCCCGCUCGUCCUUCUUCCAGGCCGGCGCGACACGCAUCUCCGCCCUCAUGAACUCGCGCCGGUCCCAACCCGCCAGCCCUCCGGCCUCCAAGCCCUCGCCCAAACCACCGGUGACACCACCACCACCACAAUCGACUGAGUCAAACAAGACAGCGGCGAUGAUGAUGAUGAGAACCCCCGGCCGCACCGCCGAGGACUUGCUCGAGGCCCUCAACAAGGAACAGGCGCUGCGCAGGGCGGCAGAGGGCCGGCUCAACGCGACGAAUAGAGAGGUCGAGGAGCUGAGCGUCACGCUCUUCGAGCAGGCCAACGAAAUGGUGGCCACGGAGCGCCGCGUCCGCGCCGCGCUCGAGCAGCGGAUAUCCGAGCUUGAGAAGCGAGAUGUCGAGAAGAAGAAGAGGCUCGACAAGCUGGAGCUGGCGAUGAACCGCAUCGAAAAGGUCAAGGUGCUGCUGCAGGAGGGCUGCGACGCGGCGGCUCUGUCGCUGGCGUCUGAGAGGAUUGAAUGA
This is a messenger RNA of Trichoderma reesei QM6a, 1683 nucleotides long. RefSeq lists its product as uncharacterized. The record is from RefSeq and is a predicted model, not a curated record. Bases 1 to 1683 code for a protein of 560 amino acids. Gene Ontology annotation, biological process: RNA processing. Lineage: Eukaryota; Fungi; Ascomycota; Sordariomycetes; Hypocreales; Hypocreaceae. Gene Ontology annotation, molecular function: RNA binding. The transcript has 5 exons. Gene Ontology annotation, cellular component: cytoplasm; nuclear exosome (RNase complex).